AUGUUCACUCUGCGAACAACUCUAUACAAUCUCAUAGUGAACAUGAACGAGCAGGAGCAGGAUGAUACACUUAUCGUUGUUUACAUAGGCGAAAGCAAUGAGGAUGAAGUGCAGCAGAUUGUAGAAAAAAUUGAAAGAAGUUUUCAACAGCAAUUGAAUAAAGGACUAAUAGAUAUUAUAGCACCAGCUGCAAAUUAUUAUUCAGACAUGGACAUGUCAUGGCAAAGCAAACAAAACUUGGACUUGGCGUAUCUAAUGGCAUAUGCCCAUGCAAAGGGAGUCUUCUAUGUGCAACUAGUAGAUGACAUUAUGACGAGGCGACAGUUUAUCACCAGCAUGAAAAGAUUUGCGCUGAUUAAGAGCGCUUUGGCGAAUCCUUUUCAACCAAGUUGGAUUGUUCUGGACUUUUGUGAAGCUGGCUUUAUAGGGAAACUCUUGAAGGCAACUGAGCUACCCUAUUUGAUCACGUAUCUGCAGUUGUACUACAACGAUAUGAGUGCUCUAGAUAUACUUACUCAUCUGAUUGAGGCGAAAAUGUGUCGCCAGGUGAAAAAAGAUAAAUUGCAGUGUCAGCAUUUGAAGACAAAACUAUGGCAACGUUUUAAUAGCAACUUGUUUUACCAUAUCGAAAAUAUCUCUCUUGAGGAUAAGCUGAAGCUGCAGCUAGGUGGAGAAGAUUAG
Drosophila nasuta is the source of this 681-nucleotide messenger RNA. RefSeq names its product alpha-1,3-mannosyl-glycoprotein 4-beta-N-acetylglucosaminyltransferase A-like. The transcript has a single exon. Gene Ontology annotation, molecular function: acetylglucosaminyltransferase activity. Gene Ontology annotation, biological process: protein N-linked glycosylation. Gene Ontology annotation, cellular component: Golgi stack; endoplasmic reticulum-Golgi intermediate compartment; endoplasmic reticulum. Bases 1 to 681 code for a protein of 226 amino acids. The record is from RefSeq and is a predicted model, not a curated record. NCBI's taxonomy places the organism in Eukaryota, Metazoa, Arthropoda, Insecta, Diptera, Drosophilidae.